Molecule: messenger RNA, 3323 nt
Organism: Octodon degus (degu)
Lineage: Eukaryota; Metazoa; Chordata; Mammalia; Rodentia; Octodontidae
Gene: Caprin1
Product: cell cycle associated protein 1
Exons: 19
Coding region: 170-2296 (708 amino acids)
Cellular component (GO): cytoplasm
Molecular function (GO): RNA binding
Source: RefSeq, a predicted model, not a curated record
CCGCGCCCGGAGGGCUGGCUGGCUAAGUCCCUCCCGCUGCCGGCUCUCGCCUCACUAGGAGCGGCUCUCGGUGCAGCGGGGACAGGGCGCCCUCGGAGCGCACGGCACUGCCCGGAACCCAGCGCCACCCUUGCCCCCUCGCGAUCUCCAGCGGCUCGGCGCGCGCACGAUGCCCUCGGCCACCAGCCACAGCGGAAGCGGCAGCAAGUCGUCCGGACCGCCACCGCCGUCGGGUUCCUCCGGGAGUGAGGCGGGGGCCGGGGCCGCUGCGCCCGCUCCUCAACACCCAGCAUCCGGCACCGGCGCGGUCCAGACCGAGGCCAUGAAGCAGAUUCUCGGGGUGAUAGACAAGAAACUUCGAAACCUGGAGAAGAAAAAGGGUAAGCUUGAUGAUUACCAGGAGCGGAUGAACAAAGGGGAGAGGCUUAAUCAAGACCAGCUGGAUGCUGUAUCUAAGUACCAGGAAGUCACAAAUAAUUUGGAAUUUGCAAAAGAAUUACAGAGGAGUUUCAUGGCAUUAAGUCAAGAUAUUCAGAAGACGAUAAAGAAGACAGCACGUCGGGAACAGCUUAUGCGAGAAGAAGCUGAACAGAAACGUUUAAAAACUGUUCUUGAGCUCCAGUAUGUUUUGGACAAAUUAGGAGAUGAUGAAGUACGAACUGACUUGAAACAAGGCCUGAAUGGUAUCCCAAUCCUGUCUGAAGAGGAGCUAUCCUUGUUGGAUGAGUUCUAUAAGUUAGUGGACCCUGAGCGGGACAUGAGCUUAAGGUUAAAUGAGCAAUAUGAGCAUGCCUCUGUUCACCUGUGGGACUUGCUGGAGGGGAAGGAAAAAUCUGUAUGUGGGACAACCUAUAAGGCUCUAAAGGAAAUCGUUGAGCGUGUUUUUCAGUCAAACUACUUUGACAGCACCCACAACCACCAGAAUGGGCUAUGUGAGGAAGAGGAGGCAGUGUCGGCACCUGCGGUGGAAGACCAGGUGGCGGAAGCUGAACCUGAGCCAGCAGAAGAAUACACUGAGCAAAGUGAAGUUGAAUCAACAGAGUAUGUAAAUAGGCAAUUUAUGGCAGAAACACAGUUCAGCAGUGGUGAAAAGGAGCAGGUAGAGGAGUGGACAGUUGAAACAGUUGAGGUGGUAAAUUCACUCCAGCAGCAACCACAGGCUGCAUCUCCUUCAGUACCAGAGCCCCACUCUUUGACUCCUGUGGCUCAGGCAGAUCCCCUUGUGAGAAGACAGCGAGUACAAGAUCUUAUGGCGCAAAUGCAGGGGCCUUACAAUUUCAUACAGGAUUCAAUGCUGGAUUUUGAAAACCAGACUCUUGAUCCUGCCAUUGUAUCUGCACAGCCUAUGAAUCCUGCACAAAACAUGGAUAUGCCCCAGCUGGUUUGCCCUCCUGAGAGGCUGGAGCGGGAGGAUUGCUUCAUCUAUGAGGACAGCCUGGGUCUACAGAAUGAGUUGAAGGUUCCUUUGGUUUCAUCCACAAGUGAGGGGUACGCAGCACCUCAGCCCUUGUACCAGCCCUCGCAUGCAGCAGAGCAGCGGCCACCUAAGGAACCAAUCGAUCAGAUGCAGGCAACAAUCUCUCUAAAUACAGACCAGACUACAGCAUCCUCAUCCCUUCCCGCUGCUUCUCAGCCUCAGGUAUUUCAGGCUGGGACGAGCAAACCUUUACAUAGCAGUGGAAUCAAUGUAAAUGCAGCUCCAUUCCAGUCCAUGCAAACGGUAUUCAAUAUGAAUGCCCCAGUUCCUCCUGUUAAUGAACCAGAGACUUUAAAGCAGCCAAACCAGUACCAGUCCAGUUAUAACCAGAGCUUUCCCAGUCAGCCCCACCAAGUGGAACAGACCGAGCUCCAGCAAGAACAGCUGCAAACAGUGGUUGGCACUUACCAUGGUUCCCAGGACCAGCCUCAUCAAGUGACGGGCAACCACCAGCAGCCUCCUCAGCAGAAUACUGGGUUUCCUCGGAGCAGUCAGCCUUACUAUAAUAGUCGUGGUGUGUCCCGUGGAGGUUCCAGGGGCGCUAGAGGCUUGAUGAAUGGAUACCGGGGCCCUGCCAAUGGAUUCAGAGGAGGCUAUGAUGGUUACCGCCCUUCAUUCUCUAACACUCCCAGCAGUGGUUAUACACAGUCUCAGUUCAGUGCUCCCCGGGACUACUCUGGCUACCAGCGGGAUGGAUAUCAGCAGAAUUUCAAGCGAGGCUCUGGGCAGAGUGGACCACGGGGAGCCCCACGAGGUCGUGGAGGGCCCCCAAGACCCAACAGAGGAAUGCCGCAAAUGAACACUCAGCAAGUGAAUUAAUCUGAUUCACAGGAUUAUGUUUAAUCGCCAAAAACACACUGGCCAGUGUACCAUAAUAUGUUACCAGAAGAGUUAUUAUAUCUAUUUGUUCUCCCUUUCAGGAAAUUUGUAAAGGGACUGUUUUCAUCCCAUAAAGACAGGACUACAGUUGUCAGCUUUAUACUACCUGGAUAUGGAAGGAAACUAUUUUUACUCUGCAUGUUCUGUCCUAAGCGUCAUCUUGAGCCUUGCACAUGAUACUCAGAUUCCUCACCCUUGCUUAGGAGUAAAACAUAACAUACUUUAUGGGGUGAUAAUAUCUCCAUAGUUAUUUGAAGUGGCUUGAACAAAAGCAAGUCUGACUCUUGGACGUUGGGUACAAUCUACAAGUCAGCCCUAGAGCUUUUCAGUGGCAAUUGACAAAUAAUUUUUCUUGAGAGGAAGAUGGAAGGAGUGGAGUGUGGUUUGGCAAAACAACUGCAUUUCACAGCUUUUCCAGUUAAAUUGGAGCACUAAAUGUUUAGAGGUGUACCAAAUUAUGCAUGGGCCCUUAAUCACACAUGGAAGGCUGGCCACCAGCUUGGACACAGCACUGUUUAUCUGGACAAAGACUGUGAUUAAAAACACGUGAAAUUGCUUUUUAACAACUGAUAACUGUAAGACAAAGCCAAAAUGCAAAUUAGGCUUUGAUUGGCACUUUCUGAAAAAUAUGCAGCAUAAUGGGAAAUAAUCUGAAUGGGCCACUUCUGUACUUAAUGUGAAUUAUUUAGAUAUAUUUUGAACACUUAACAGUGUCUUUGAGGCAAUGACUUAUAAGGAUUGGUACUAUAUAUCAGUCCUUAUGACAUGUACAUUGUCAUCACUAAUCCUUGGAUCUUGCUGUAUUGUUACCUAAAUUGGUACAGAUAUUGAUGAAAGUCUCUAAUGGAUAAUCAUAACACUUGAUCACAUGUUUCUCCUGCAGCUUGAAAGUUCUUAAAAAAAGAUAUCAAAUGCCUGCUGCUACCACCCUUUUAAAUUGCUAUCUUUUGAAAAGCACCAGUAUGUG